This is a messenger RNA of Galeopterus variegatus (Sunda flying lemur), 477 nucleotides long. RefSeq names its product regulated endocrine-specific protein 18 (gene RESP18). The transcript is spliced from 6 exons. The record is from RefSeq and is a predicted model, not a curated record. Bases 1 to 477 code for a protein of 158 amino acids. NCBI's taxonomy places the organism in Eukaryota, Metazoa, Chordata, Mammalia, Dermoptera, Cynocephalidae. Gene Ontology annotation, cellular component: endoplasmic reticulum.
AUGUGGGUAGCUUUCCGAGUCUCUGCUCAUCUGAACCUCCAUGGGCUGCUCUUUGCCUAUGGUCAGAGCCAAGUUGGAGUAGGACAGGUCUGGCCCCUCCAAGGAUUUACUACCCCAGUCUUCCAGCACUUACAAAUUGUACUCCAGCAGAUUGUACCCCAAGGUCUGUUCUGGAAGGAUGACAUCGCCCAGGAUGUGAUGACCCAAAAGAUGGAGCACAUCAGCAGACUCCAGCUCCAAGAUCCAUGUCUGACGGGUGGGAAGGCAGUUUUUCCCACUAAAACCACUGGGGUGAGGGGCAAGCAAGAGGAGAAACUUCAACUCUUACUCCCCAAGAGCCCAAUGGCCAAGGUGAACAAGCAACAGUGCUUUACUUCCAAAGUGGUCUUGAAGGCCUUGAAACAAGAGGUGGUCAAGCCUGUCAAGGUUGGUUGGCUGAUCAAGGACUUGAAUAGAUCAAGAUAUGAACAUCUGUGA